Molecule: messenger RNA, 1245 nt
Organism: Quercus lobata
Lineage: Eukaryota; Viridiplantae; Streptophyta; Magnoliopsida; Fagales; Fagaceae
Exons: 1
Coding region: 1-1245 (414 amino acids)
Source: RefSeq, a predicted model, not a curated record
AUGGGUCGUUCUUUUUUACGUAAAUUGCUUGAUGAUGACUCAGAUGAAGAUGAAAUAAUUAUAAAACUUCUCACGGGUUCGACACCACAACGUAAGCAUCGUCGGUAUAUCGAACGUAAUCAUUUGGCAGGCCAUAGAAGGCUUUAUGAUGACUACUUUGCCGAAGAACCUGUAUAUCCCCCCAACUUAUUUGGAAGGAGAUUUCGAAUGAGACGUUCUCUUUUUCUCCGAAUCUUAUCUAGGGUAGAAGCUCAUGAACCUUACUUUACCCAAAAAAGAAAUGCUGCCAAAAAGCUUGGUCUAUCUCCCCUUCAAAAGAUGACCGCUGCACUUAGGAUGCUUGCUUAUGGAGUAGCGGCUGAUUUUAUGGAUGAAUAUGUAAGAAUAGCAGAAACCACUGCAAUAACUAGUUUGAAAAAAUUUGUUGCAGCAGUGGUUGCUAUUUUUUCAGAGGAAUACUUGAGGUCACCAAACAAUGAAGACAUCGCUAGAUUGUUAGCCCAUGGCCAAAACCGUGGAUUUCCAGGCAUGUUGGGAAGUAUUGAUUACAUGCAUUGGAAAUGGAAAAAUUGUCCAACUGCAUGGAAAGGGAUGUAUUGUGGUCAUAUUCGUGAGCCAAGUAUUAUUUUGGAAGCAGUGGCUUCAUAUGAUCUUUGGAUAUGGCACUCAUUUUUUGGGUUACCUGGAUCAAACAAUGAUAUUAACGUGUUGGAGCGGUCUCAUGUAUUUUCUGAACUUGCACAAGGACAUGCUCCUGCAGUUAAUUACUCAAUUAAUGGUGAUGAUUACACAAUGGGAUAUUAUCUUGCCGAUGGCAUAUUUCCACAAUGGUCAACAUUUGUGAAGACAAUCCCAAGGCCACUAUUAGCAAAAAGAAAAUUAUUUGCAAAAGCUCAGGAGGCAUAUAGGAAGGAUGUAGAGCGUUCAUUUCGAGUGCUUCAAGCACGAUUUGCUAUUGUACGUGGACCUGCACGGUUUUUCUAUCAUGAAACACUACAUGACAUUAUGAAAGCGUGCAUAAUUCUUCAUAACAUGAUUAUUGAAGAUGAGCGAGAUGAAGCUGAAGCAGUGGACUUAAAUUAUGAACAAAUUGAUGAGAUUUCAUGUACACUAAUGUCACGUGAGCCAACAAAUGAAUUUACGGAAUUCAUUCAAGUUCAUCAAUGCAUUAGGGAUCGAGAAGCUCAUUCUCAACUCCAAAUGAAUCUCGUUGAGCAUUUAUGGCAAUUACAAGGAGAGUCAUGA